Messenger RNA from Paramuricea clavata, 468 nucleotides. NCBI's taxonomy places the organism in Eukaryota, Metazoa, Cnidaria, Anthozoa, Malacalcyonacea, Plexauridae. The record is from the annotation of a GenBank genome assembly.
UUUUGUGAGACUGUAAAACCAUGUAGUGCUGAUGGUGGUGAUCAUGGUGAUCAUGGUGAUGGUUGUGGUGAUGAUGUUUAUGAAGGUUUUGAUGGUGAUGGGUCUGUUAUUUGCACUGGUGAUGAUGGUGGUGAUGAUGAUGGUGGUUUUUAUGAUGUCCAUGAAAUUGGUUAUAUUGAGAGUGGUGAUGGUGGUUUUGAUGAUGGUAAUGAAUUUGGUGGUAGUGAUGAUGGUGUUUAUGAUUAUAGUGAUGGUUGUGAUGAAAUUGCUGGUGAUAGUGAUGAUAAAAUUAAUGAUGGUCGUGUGGUACUGUCCAAUAUGAAUAACUUACAACAGACAUUAACUUGCUUAAUUCGUCUGCGUUAUGCCAUCGAACGAAUGUCAUCUAAAGGGUUGUUUCCCUAUCCUGUCACUGCGCUUGUCAAGGUCAUGAAAUACAUUGAAACUUUAUAUGAGGGAGAAGGAUGA